AUGCCUUACGACACUCGCCGUAAAUCGCUGUCCCUAUCCUCUCUUGGAAUACACGUUCCUACAUCCAAGGCCUCCAAGUCAGCCACAGCAAACACUUCAACCACCAACACCAAGACAGCAGGCAGCAUGUCUCCCAAGUCCCCGAGGUCGAGCUCAUCGUCGGAAGACGACGGCACCCGGCCUAGCAAGAAGGCCAAGCGAUCGCACGACAACUCCGAGAAAUCGUCCAAGUCGGCAUCCUCGAAAGCGACCAAGUUCACCAGCUUUGAAACGACGCCACCGCCGUCGCCCGGCCUGCACAUGUCCAUCGAGGACGACGACUCCGAAUCAUUGGCGCUGACAGAGAUGAAGAAGAUUGAUCUCUCUGCCAUCAAUGACGAGAUUGUCGAGGCUGUUAUUUUGCGCCUGCAAGAGACUAGGAACCGCCCUCAUUUGGUCAAGGAACUUGCCACCAUCCUGAUGAACCAGGUCAAAAUAGUUCAACAAUCUGCGAACCCGUGUGCGAUCAUUUCAUCUCGUCUGUCUGGUUACCUCAAGCGCUCGUGUUGGUCUGCCUCUUCGCCUUGCCCACUGGCCAAGGAGCUGGAGACUGUCCACCCGAGAAGAACCUACUUUUACCUUACCGUGUGCCCUCAUCAACCCCUACCCGAUGUGUCGACUCAAUUGGCACAGCGUGUCAUUGCGACGCCUUCCCUGUCGAGCUCGACCUCCACGUCCGAAGAUGCCGAGAGCGCUGACAGCGACCGGAGAAGAGAGUUGAGCCUCUCGCCCGAAGUUGACCUGUCGUCCCCCGAGUUUGACGACAUGGAGGAGGAUGUCCCGAUGCCCGGCACACCUAUGGGCUCCGUGUCCUUGUCACGCAACCGAGCUGCGCCCAUCCUGUCAAAGCAGAAGGAUGAGCCGCCGCUGGAGAAGGACGAGAGGGAAUUUACACAAACCGCCGACGGACUGCAGAAGAGGAAACUCAGCGGCAGUUUGUUGUCCGUCAACCCUGUCGAGCACCUGGACAUGUACGACGGUAUGCAGAACGACUCCUUGUUUGGCGAACCAAGAGGUUUGAGCCUGGCCCCAAGUCUGCUACCACACAUGGCAUACAUGACCAGCCCGGCUAUGCGCCCAGUCAUGGCCACGCCAGCAAAGAAAGACGGCGAGGCAGAAGGCUGGUCCAAGCUCGACGCCAUGUUGGACUGGGACAGAAGUCCCGAGACCAUUGAGCUUGAUGAGCUUGAUUGCCUUCUUGAUGACUUUUGA
Pestalotiopsis fici W106-1 is the source of this 1251-nucleotide messenger RNA. RefSeq lists its product as uncharacterized. Bases 1 to 1251 code for a protein of 416 amino acids. The record is from RefSeq and is a predicted model, not a curated record. NCBI's taxonomy places the organism in Eukaryota, Fungi, Ascomycota, Sordariomycetes, Amphisphaeriales, Sporocadaceae. The transcript has 2 exons.